CGCCACCGCGCCCUUCGGCUGUAAACAAACAUGGCGCAGGGCGAUGGCGGCGGCCGCUGGCGGCCCUGAGGGUCUGUGAGUGCCGCUGUCCGCCGGAGCUGCGGGCGGGCGGCUCCUCCUGCUUCCCGAACAGCGGCUCCUCCUGCUUCCCGAGCGGCGGCCGCGGCGAGGGGCACCGGGGCUGGCGGCACACAUGGAUGACAGCAAGGUGGUUGGAGGCAAGGUAAAGAAACCAGGCAAACGAGGUCGCAAACCRGCCAAAAUAGACUUGAAGGCAAAGCUUGAAAGAAGUCGUCAGAGUGCAAGAGAGUGCAGAGCCAGGAAGAAACUGAGGUACCAGUACCUGGARGAGUUGGUUUCCAGCAGAGAGAGAGCCAUCUGUGCUCUCAGAGAGGAGCUUGAAAUGUACAAGCAGUGGUGCAUGGCCAUGGACCAAGGGAAAAUCCCCUCGGAAAUAAAAGCCCUGCUGACUGGAGAGGAGCAAGGCAAAGCACAGCAGAACUCCACCAAACUUGCCAAGGCUGCCAAGACAGAAGCAAACAGCAGCAAUCCCUGAGGCUGAUGCAGAACCUUCCACAGUGCAGCAGAGAUGGCUCUGGAGCUCGCAGAAGGAAGAACCUUGUUCUGAGGAAUCACGGCAUCCCCAGGUGCAGGGGGAAGGAAGGAUCCCAGGCUGCUCUCUUCUCUUUGCUCCUCCCCACAUGACAUUCUUGGAUUAUGGUGUUCCUGAGGCUUYGUGGAGUGGGGCUUUUGGGGCACUGGGUGUUUGUGUAAGUGGAGCCUUAUUCUUCCUUUUGCUGCACUGCCCUCCCCAGACACAGCUAUGGCAGCUUUGGGGCCUUCCCAGCACGAGAGUGGGGCUGUUUGUGCAUCAGAGCCCAGAAUUAUGCUGGCUUUGGGUUUGGUGGUUAUGUGGUGGUUGUUAACUGUUGUGGGAGUCUGGGAGGUUCUGUAAAAGAAAAGCAAGAGAAGGAUCUUGUAACAGCUUUGCUACAGCCAAACCCAGUGCUGGAGGUCGAGAAGGUGCUGUGACUAAAGCUUUCAGGAAGGAGGUUUGUAGCAAUGUCAUUUGUAACCUAAAAAAAAGGUGUUCCUUGUGGCAUCUGCCUGGAAUGCAGUGUGUCUUCUGUGUGAYUGGGAUUCUCAAAGAGAGGUACUGGAAAUAGUUCAUGCUUCUGCCCACACUUCUUCCACCAGGUGCAUUUUCCACCCACUGUAUUCCUGGUGAGACAGUCAAGGCCUCUGAUGGAUCCUGCUUCCAGCAGAGRAGCAGCAGCCAUUCCCUCUCACCCACUGGGCCCUGACAUCUUUCUAUACCCACAUUUUGGGCCCUAAUACCUUUCUGGACAGCAACUUAAUGGGAAUUCUGCUGUGCUGCCUCAGUUUCCCAGCCAAAGGUAAUGCUUGGAACUGAUAGGAAGGAAAGCAAGUUGCAUCAGUUUGGUYUUGUGAUAAGAAAGGUGAUGGCAAAACUCUUGGGGGCUGAUUUAUUCAUCCCAGUUAUUGACAGGUAACCUGCCGCUUUCCUCAGACUGCUCUUUCUCCUGGAUGUGCUUUUUGUAUUCAUAUGAUGCAAYGUGGAGAGUGGAGCUCUCAGGAUUUUCAGAGGGGGUUUGGCUUGCUUAUUCUGUUUUGUUUAUGACAAUGUCUUUCUCUGUAUUUUAUGAAAUGCAUGGAACGUUUUUUAAUCUUAWGUUUUCAGCAUUGUUUCAUAGAAUAAAUAUUACAAUGAAUGA
Messenger RNA from Malurus melanocephalus (red-backed fairy wren), 1736 nucleotides. It is a transcript of the gene CREBL2, whose product is annotated as cAMP responsive element binding protein like 2. Gene Ontology annotation, biological process: regulation of DNA-templated transcription. The coding region runs from base 194 to 556 and encodes 120 amino acids. The transcript is spliced from 4 exons. Lineage: Eukaryota; Metazoa; Chordata; Aves; Passeriformes; Maluridae. Gene Ontology annotation, molecular function: DNA-binding transcription factor activity. The record is from RefSeq and is a predicted model, not a curated record. Gene Ontology annotation, cellular component: nucleus.